UCGUAUUUGGAUGACAAACGCUUGUGGAAAUCAGCCUGGUACUGAACGAAACGCGUAUUGUAGGAGUCAGGAUUAUUUCAGUGUUCGUUUCAGGCAUUAAGGCAUGGAAUAAUCUGAUAUGCUUAUAUGAAGCAACCGGUUUUUCGUAUAUGACAUCUACGUUAACCAUUCGGUGCCCACAAUAACCAAGGAAGCCAAUCUGACAAGAUGGCAGCAAGGAAGAACGAGUGGGUGUACGAUCAGCUAUUAGGUUUCUUAGGGAGUCCUUUAUUUCAACUCCCGGUGAUAACUUACAUGGAAGCCAGAUGUAUAAUUUUUGAACCAGGGACAGAAGAUUCACAGGAGUACAGAGAAGUACAUAAAGAAUAUAAACAUUUGGUGGAAACAUUGCUAGAGGGAUUCAUGAAGGACACAGAACUGACGUAUGAACAGAUAUUAAAGGCUUUGCAGGACUUGCGGGUGCAAGAAGAUUUGAAAGAUAUUUUUCAGGUUAUCUUUGAACAGGUGCUUUCAAUGGAGGAUUUUGGGAUAUUUGUGAGAUUGAUGACCCAGAAAAAUAUAGAGUUGCAGCAGCAGGCCUUGUUGUUGAUCAUCCAUCGCAUAGGCAGUGUACCUGAGAUCAUGCAGCCAGGUGGUGGGGCAGAGGUGAACAAGACCAGCACACCUGUCACAGAAGAAGAUGCAGUUUUACGAGCAGUGCUAGAGCAAUCAAAACGAGAGUAUGAAGAAAUGAAGAAGACAAGUGACAAGGAGAAGGAGCAACUUGAUGCCGUGUUAAUCACAUCCCGGGAAGAAGCUUCAUAUCUGGAAGAGAAGAGGGCAAAGGAACAGGAGAAAAUGAAUGUGGCCAUCAGUCAGUUGAGCAUUGAGGCCGACGCUGGUUCACAGAAAAGUAAAUCUAACCGAGGUAAAGUCCCGCCAAACCUCUCCAAACCGCCAUUUGCUGCUAUGCCUGUCCCAUCAGGAAGGAGUAUAUCGAUAUCUGCCGAACCCAGUCGUGCACAGCCCAAGGUCACUCCUAGUUUCACACAUUCUACAGAGGCACCACCAGUCCCAGCGAGACCUCCUACUGUGUCCAGCUCAGAGGCUGCAGCUAACUGGCUUAAGUCAGCCCUGUCUGAUGCAAAUUCCUCAGGAAAUGCUGUCAAUAAAGCAGCGGCUGCCAUGGGAAACUUGACCCCAGAGCAAGUUAAGGAGAGACAAGAGUACCUGAGGCAGCAGAGAGACAAGCUGUUAGAGAUGAAGAAGAGGGAGAGAGAAAAGCAGCUACAAAAUGCAGCCAAAGAUCUACGACAGAGACCCACUUCUGCUCGUGUAGCACAUAAGGCUAUAUCCAGAGGAGGGGAUGUCAGCUCUGAGGCAACGCCAACCAGUGUGGACAACGAGAAGAAAUUGGCCAUGCGAAAAGCCAUUGCAGAACGGCUCAAGGCUGAGGUGAUAGGCAGCAAAUGAGGCAGCCAGCUUUCUGUACCUGUAUGCAAGUUUAAGCUAUAGUAAAAUAGUGGAUUGGUACAUGUGACUGAGUGUAUUGGAGUUAGUACUACUUAAAGUUGUACGUCAACAUAUUUUCACCUGUGAUAUUACUGCGUGCAUUGAUGAACUCUGAACGACCCACCCUCACUAAAUACUGCAUGCCUGUGUUGGUUGAUCAUGUUUUUCUUUAGCUUUAUGCCAUAAUGGAGUUCAUUUAAUAAACUUGCCUUGUUGCUGUAUUUCGGACUUUUCAUCAGUUGUUAAAAUGUGGUGUACAAAUCAGUUAAGGAAUUAGUCAGUGAAAGCAUUAAACUCAGUACUCACAUUUGAACUUUUUGUUGGGAAAGUCAUUUAUUGUUGUGGAAUACAUAUAGACGUUAGGAAAUUGCCAAGCUGAGCAGCCUGUGUCAACCAGUUCUAAAGAAGUGACCCCACCAGUCAGUGCCCAAGGACCUUUCUGCAGACUUCAUUUCCCCCCUUGGCUAAUUAGUGUCCUCUAAGCAUUUGCAUGACUAGUUAAGAAAUCCAGGGUAUGAUAGCAUGCAGGUUAUUUUUAGCAGACAGUGUAUGCAUCAUUAUACAUAUUGUAAAUAAAGGCAACUAUUUUGGCCGUUGUCCUGGAAAGAGUUAAGCUCAUUGUGAUUCAGUGGUUGUUAGCCUGUACUGUAGAUGUACCUUGUGAUCUAGAUGCUGAGUCCCAAACUUUCUAAGUUGCUAGCUUAAUUGUUGACACUUUUAUUUGUAUGUACGCAUAUAUUUUAACACUUUUAUGAGCAUUUAUGAAUGUAUAAAAUAGCGCAUUGAAUAACUCUUUAUAAUGCAGAGCAUAGAGUGUUACCUCUGAUCUGUGGCAAAUGUCACAUGAAAAAAACACCUAUCUUUAUCUUAUUUACAUGUACACAUGCCUGUUUGUCCACUUCUAAUGACUUGUUAUUUCAUGCUGUCUUAUUUACAAUAUAAAUGUAUGUAAAUUGUUAUAUUGUUCAUCUGUUAUUGACAACAUAUGUAUGUGUAUAUAUAAUUGUAGAUGUACAUUGUGUUUUAGGUAUUCACCAUUCAUGUGUUUUAUUUAAUAGACUUUGAAGCUCAAAGCUGAAAGCAUAUUGGUUUUAAAGGCAAAAAAAAAACCCUCUAAAAUGAAGUAUGUAUCAUAUGAAAGAGCAUUGAACACUGUGAUGGCUGAUUGAGUAUUACCACAUUGUCAUGUGGGUAAAAGGCAGAUGUUGAAAAUCUUUUGUGAAGACUGUUUGGAAGCCAUCAAACUGCAUUUUUUUUUUUUUUUUACAAAACUUUACUUGAUGACUAGUUAUAUCUGUAUGCAUUCCAACAAAAAUUUUGUUUUGAUAUUUUAUACAGGUCUCAUGGUUUUUAUGAUGGGUUCAAUUUGAUACAAUGUGAUUUUUUUGUGGUUGUGAAGCUGUGUUAUGUGAAAUCCGUCCAUGUUUGGCUGAUUUAUAGCAUUUGUAUUUUUUGGUCAUUUUCAGUGAAUUCGUCCAGAUUCUGUAUUGUUUGUUGUGUAUGAUGUUAGAUAAGUUUUAACCUGUCUCAUAAAUUAU
This is a messenger RNA of Liolophura sinensis, 3029 nucleotides long. Its product is annotated as cilia- and flagella-associated protein 36-like. The coding region runs from base 208 to 1452 and encodes 414 amino acids. Lineage: Eukaryota; Metazoa; Mollusca; Polyplacophora; Chitonida; Chitonidae. The transcript is spliced from 8 exons. Gene Ontology annotation, cellular component: ciliary base; axoneme. The record is from RefSeq and is a predicted model, not a curated record.